CACGGAAGCAUCGGGAGGGAGAUGCCGCCCUUGCCCUGAGGGCCAGCAGCUCCCCGGCCCCGCAGGACCCGGAUCGGCUGAGCCAUGAACGCGUCCUGCUGCCCGCCCUCCGCGCGCCCGACUGCGCCCAACACCUCGGAGCUCCGCGCACCCGCUUCCCUCGGCAACCACAGCAGCAGCGGCUUCUGCGAGCAGGUCUUCAUCAAGCCCGAGGUCUUCCUGGCGCUGGGCAUCGUCAGCCUGCUGGAAAACAUCCUGGUCAUCCUGGCCGUGGUCAGGAACGGCAACCUGCACUCGCCCAUGUACUUCUUCCUCUGCAGCCUGGCGGUGGCCGACAUGCUGGUGAGCGUGUCCAACGCCCUGGAGACCGUCAUGAUCGCCAUCGUCAACAGCAACGCGCUGACCUUCGAGGACCAGUUCAUCCAGCACAUGGACAACAUCUUCGACUCCAUGAUCUGCAUCUCGCUGGUGGCCUCCAUCUGCAACCUCCUGGCCAUCGCGGUGGACAGGUACGUGACCAUCUCCUACGCCCUGCGCUACCACAGCAUCAUGACGGUGAGGAAGGCCCUCGCCGUGAUCGCGGGCAUCUGGCUGUGCUGCGGCGUGUGCGGCGUGGUGUUCAUCGUCUACUCGGAGAGCAAGAUGGUCAUCGUGUGCCUCAUCACCAUGUUCUUCGCCAUGAUGCUGCUCAUGGGCACCCUCUACGUGCACAUGUUCCUGUUCGCCCGGCUGCACGUCAAGCGCAUCGCGGUGCUGCCGCCCGCCAGCGGGGCGGCCCCGCAGCAGCACUCGUGCAUGAAGGGCGCCGUCACCAUCACCAUCCUGCUGGGGGUGUUCAUCUUCUGCUGGGCCCCCUUCUUCCUGCACCUGGUCCUCAUCAUCACCUGCCCCACCAACCCCUACUGCAUCUGCUACACCGCCCACUUCAACACCUACCUGGUCCUCAUCAUGUGCAACUCGGUCGUGGACCCCCUCAUCUACGCCUUCCGGAGCCUGGAGCUUCGCAACACGUUUAAGGAGAUUCUCUGUGGCUGCAGCAGCGUGAAUCUGAGAUAGGGCGGCCGGACCCGGGAGAGGCUCAGCAGCCCAGUCCCCCUUCGCCUCUGCAUCUGGCCAAGAUGCUUAGAAAGGAAAAGAAAAAUAUUGAGAGGGUAUAAAAAUGUGUCAACAGACACGAUGACUUUUAAAAAGAGAAAGUGACAAGAACAGGCGCCCAGGGAGGACCCCAGAGUGGGUCAGUCAUCUCUGGUCUCUCCAGAAUCACUGGAGACCACAGUACCUUCCGCCCCAAGGCUUGCAGUGUCCCCCUGCUCCUCUGCCUUGCACCCCUGCCUUCCACGCUGGAGGAGUCUCCCACACAGGAAGCUAGCUCAGCCCUCCAGCAAGCAAACCUCCUAACAGCUCAGCCCUCCAGCAACCGGCUGCACAGGUAGCUUUGUGCUUGGUCUGUGAAAGCUUGAGUUGCUAGCCUAUUACUUUAAUUACAGUAAACCAAGUCUCAAAACAGUGAAGUCUUUGUGGAAAACGUGAUGUGCCGCUGCUUUCCCUCUUCUUGCCCUUGCACCCACCCCAGCUUCCAAAAUAGCAUGGAGGUGUCUCCCACUUCUGCUCUUGUGGUGGUUGUUGUUGGGGUUUGUGCAUUCAAUUGAAGGCAACCUGCAAAGUCUGUUGACAAAGAGAAAAUGCUGUGGAUAAUGAGAAUGUCACUGUUGUAUUCUUGUAUUUUAAUACCUUGCUAUUUCACGGUAGAAGUUACUUUUUUAAAAUGAAGAUAUUAUUAUUAUUAUUAUUAUUAUUAAUUAUUUUACUGCCUUUAAAACAAGAGAGGAACUGGUGGGUAGGAGGCUGUGUAAAUGUAUAUAUCCCAAGGAAGCGUACUUUGAGAAACUGCAGAACUGCCAUGUGGCUUUCUCGGUUUUGCUCAUAGUAACUCCGUCUCCAUCACAUAAUUAAGUCGACAGUGUCUGUGAAAGAAUGUUUUCUGGCUCACUGCUCCCUUGGCUCGGCAUGACAUUAAAGUUGGGUGACGCUGUUCUCAAUGUUCGUGCUUUGUCAAAUAAAGCAACUCCUUCCCAUGCACACAGGGUUAGGUUACUGACCGGCAGUGUGUCCUGCGGGAUGCUGCUAGCACCCGCCAGGUCCUGUCUUGGCCUGGCUCCCUCUCCUUUGCACCGUGCACAGCCCCCAGCCAUGAAUUCUUAUGUUGUACUGGGCCGCUGGGGUGCUGUUGUGUGUUUACCUUACUCUGGAACAUAUGGGGGGGAGGGCUUGAGGAAUGUCUGCUCGUGUAAAACCCUGUGUUUUUUGUGAUUAUUUUUGGUACCUAAAGAAUGUCUGCUCAUAUAAGCAA
Molecule: messenger RNA, 2350 nt
Organism: Chinchilla lanigera (long-tailed chinchilla)
Lineage: Eukaryota; Metazoa; Chordata; Mammalia; Rodentia; Chinchillidae
Gene: Mc3r
Product: melanocortin 3 receptor
Exons: 1
Coding region: 85-1056 (323 amino acids)
Biological process (GO): G protein-coupled receptor signaling pathway
Cellular component (GO): membrane
Molecular function (GO): melanocyte-stimulating hormone receptor activity; peptide hormone binding
Source: RefSeq, a predicted model, not a curated record